AUGGCAAACGGUGAAAAAAGAUUAAUACCAGAAGACAGAAUGGAAAAAAGAAAAGUUACGAAAAGACGUCAAACUGGUACUACAGCAAAGGAUGAUAUUGAGCUUUUUCAAUCACCACCCAGUUCACCAUGCCUGACACCCAGAUCUUCACAUCUUACAUCUUCCUUAGAAGCCCCUUCUCAGUUACAGACACCUUUUUCAUCUCCAUCAUCUUCAAGACCCACAUCUCCAGAUAUUAUAGAUGCAUCAUUUUUUAUACCUUCACCUUCUCGUUCCUCUACUCUUUCUUCCACUUUGUUUCCCAAAGAAUAUUGUCCCAAUGUCGCAAUUAUCACUAUUGUAACUAGUGAAACUAGUGAUCAAAUUUUAUUAGACGAAGAAUUUAUUAUUCAAGAACAAAUGUAUCAACAAAAUAUAGAAGAUAUCACUCAUAUGAAUGUCGUUAAUAGUUCUAUACCUCCAUGUGCUAGAUGUCCACCAGAAAUAAUAUAUCACAUAUUUGAGAUUUUACAUAUUCUUCAUCAACCUUCCUUAUUCUCUUGUAUUCUCGUUAAUCAUCAAUGGAAUGCCAUUGGAACUAAUGUUCUUUGGAAUUCACCAAAAUUUACUCACAUGCCAUCAUCAACAGCAUCAUUAACAUCAUCAUUAAAUCAUCCUUAUUCUUCUUAUAUUCGCACUUUGGAUCUUACUCAUCUCACAGAACAUGAUCGUAAUAAUUCAUCCUUAUCAUCACAUCUUCUUCGUUUACUUCCACUUAUUCAUACAGAAAAUCUUCACACACUUAAUUUAAGUUUUGUUAAAGGAAUUACCAAUAGUUAUCUCACAAAAUUAUUAUCACCAUUUUUUAAUUGUAUUCGUACUUUAAAUCUUGCUGGUGGAUCACGUUCAGAUACAUGCCUUUCAUCAAUUAUACCUCAUUGUCAUCAAAUUCAAAAUCUUUCACUUGCAUGGAAUACUUCACUUUCAGAUGCAUCAAUUAAUAAAAUUUCAACUGUAUGUGGUGAUAAAUUACGUACACUUGAUUUAACAAAUUGUGAAAAAGUUAGUGAUAGAUCAAUGAAUUCUAUUUCACAAUAUUGUAUAAAAUUAAGGGAAUUAAGAGUUAGUUAUUGUCGUGGAGUAAGUGAAAUAGGGGUUAAAUCAGUAAUUGAAGGUUGUGAAGGAUUAAAAUUAUUAGAUUUAGUAGGAUGUUUAAUUACUGAAGGAUCACCUUCUUGGGUAGAAGAAAGUUGA
Messenger RNA from Diversispora eburnea, 1233 nucleotides. The record is from the annotation of a GenBank genome assembly. Lineage: Eukaryota; Fungi; Glomeromycota; Glomeromycetes; Diversisporales; Diversisporaceae.